ACUCAAGACUACCACUCCUAUCCGUUUUUUAUUUAUUUAAAUCUAUCGUAAUAGACACAAACAAAAAUUCAGUUUCCACCAAGACUGAUUAAUAUUAAGUCAUCAUAGAUUUAAGUGUGUGGGUGGUCUUUAGUGAUAAUUGAUAUCCAAACCUAUCACUGCACUUGGAUAAACAUCAAACAUGGAAAAAUUUCCCGAACAACGCGAAGAAGACAACGGUCAUGUUUUCGAACCAGAAGAAGUUGAAGUUAGCCAACCAAAAAUUAUAAUAUCAAACUUGGGCCCUCAAAUCAAGUUUGAAGACAUCGAGCAUCUUCUAUCCCAACAUGGCCGCGUCAUUCAUUGUGAUAAGCUUACCUCAAAAGACCCGAACACGCAGGUUGUACAGAUUACAUACGAAACUCCGGAGCAGGCGCAAGACGCCGUUACCAACUUGAACGGCAUCGAAGUCGAAGGUAAAUCUCUUAAAGUUGAGCUAGUUGGGGAAAAACGUGGUCGCAGAGGUCCGCGAGGGCCAGGAAUAGCUUUCGGUGGAUUUCCCGGCCAAAGUCGGCAAACCGACUUCCCGCUACGUAUACUCGUUCAAAGUGACAUGGUGGGAGCUAUAAUCGGUAGGCAGGGUUCGACUAUCAGACAAAUAACACAACAGACAAGAGCUCGGGUCGACGUUCAUCGGAAGGACAAUGUCGGAUCUUUAGAAAAAGCUAUAACGAUUUAUGGGAAUCCCGAGAAUUGUACAAACGCGUGCAAGAAAAUUUUGGAAGUUAUGCAACAAGAGGCAAACAACACGAAUAAAGGUGAAAUUUCUCUGAAAAUACUGGCCCAUAACAAUUUAAUCGGGCGCAUUAUCGGUAAGGGUGGCAACACGAUAAAACGUAUUAUGCAAGAAACCGAUACAAAAAUCACCGUUUCGAGUAUUAACGACAUUAAUUCCUUUAAUCUGGAACGUAUUAUUACCGUUAAGGGUAGCAUAGAAAAUAUGAGCAAGGCAGAGGCCCAAAUCAGUGCAAAAUUACGGCAGAGCUAUGAAAACGACCUCCAGGCGAUGGCCCCACAGACGAUGAUGUUCCCAGGGCUCCAUCCUAUGGCGAUGAUGGCAACAGCUGGUAUCGGAUAUGGAUCUCGUGGUCUUUACGCGGGCCAAGCGCCUUAUCCCGGAAUGUACCCAACAAGUAGUUCCGCCCAGGGCCAAGCCGGCGAUACCCAAGAAUCCACAUACUUAUACAUUCCAAAUAACGCGGUGGGGGCGAUAAUUGGGACAAAAGGUUCGCACAUACGGAACAUAAUUCGUUUCUCCGGCGCCUCCGUCAAAAUUGCACCUCUCGAUGAGACGAAAGCUCAAGAGACGCAAAACGAAAGAAGAGUGACCAUUGUGGGUUCUCCUGAAGCACAGUGGAAGGCUCAAUACCUGAUCUUUGAAAAAAUGCGAGAAGAAGGAUUCGUAGCUGGUUCCGACGACGUUAGACUGACUGUCGAAAUUAUGGUACCUAGUUCUCAAGUAGGGCGUAUUAUCGGUAAGGGCGGUCAAAAUGUGCGUGAAUUGCAACGUGUUACCGGCAGCAUAAUCAAACUUCCCGAACAGGGAGCCUCGCAAGAAGACGAGACAACUGUACAUAUCAUUGGUCCCUUUUUCAGUGUUCAAUCAGCACAACGACGUAUUCGCGCAAUGGUAAUGCAAUCGGUGGUGCCCCCCGCCAGCAGGGGAAGGCAGGCGAGGCCGCCGAAAGACGGCAGCCAAUCACAGUCCGAGGGUCAAUCGACUGACCAACCACAGUAGUACCAGCUACCAAAGUUCACUGCCUUGUGCAUAGGUUAUACAUGCCCUAUUGUACAUGAACAUCUCGAGGCCUUCCACUAAAAAUUAUCGUCCUUUUAAGAUGCAAGUAUGAUGGUUUUUGAUGGGUUUAGUGUCACUUUAACUCCAGUAUCUUCAGCAGUCUUAGUUUUUCUCGUAGUGGAAAGUUUUGAGAAUAAUUCGAACUGUUUGUUGUCAAACUUGGUGCCGAUUUAUCACAAUCUACCUCAAGAAAUCAAAAUAAGAGUUAUAGUCCUAGAAAUUUCCGUUAUUUACACUACCGCAACUAACCAUAGCAACCUCAAGCGAUACAACACACAUCCAGCUCUAUUUACUAAAUUAUUUUCAGCCGUUUUCAUUACCAAAGACGCAGUUUACGCGGGAGCAGAUUUAAAACUAUUUCUUUAUUCUUUAAUUUUUUUUUACAAGCUGGAUCCAAUCCAAAAACAGCAUCGAAGGGCGUCGAAGCUCUUCGUGUGGCGCAAAAGGGCUCGGGACGAGAUAUGACAGAGUUGCAAGAGUUCCAACGGUCCCGCGUCCUUUGCCAAGGUUUUUACGUGACUGUUCUUGGUUUGAGCGUGAAUGUGAGACAACACUUAGUAGUAAUUUUCAUUGGUCAAAGACUUGGUAGAUGCGCGCAAAAAAAAAAAAACAAAACCAAAGGAAUCUGACCUGGCUUUUGAGGUGUCUCGCUCGAUGGUUAAGAACUUUACGAAAAAAGGCAUGAAUGUAACGUAUAUUAUUAAAUGUUUUAAUUAUAUUGUUAGACGAUUGUUAAACAAUGUUGAGUUAGUUGAGGCUGGCGCGACUUCUUAGUUAUUAUUUGUUAGGAGUUGAAUUCGUCCCAGCCUGGACUGUGAUUGUUGCACAAGUAAUAUACCAGACAGGACGGUAAGGUUAUAGGCCUUAUUGUUGGCAUUGUGCCUUGUGUCAAGGCUAGCCACGUCCCAGAUAGUACAAACUUGAAAGGGAUAGACGGGCUUUUACAAAGCCUGGUAUGAUCUUUACCGAAGGUCGUAAUAUUGUAAAAAUGAAUAUUUUUGAUAAAAACUGUUUGUUGGGGAGGAUAUUUUUUUGUUAGAGAAAAAAAUGAGAAAAAGUAUAAUUAUGGGGUCGCUAUUUUUAAAUUGUGAAAAAAAUGGAUAUAUUAUGAUAUUUAUUAAAUUUAUGUAUAAAGCAACUUUUAAUUAUUUGUACAGAAGUAUAAAGUGUGCCAAAGUGCAAGAAUGUUACCAGAGAGAGCUUAAUUUAUUUAUUUAUAUAAAUAAAUAAAAUUGAGGGGUGCAUAUAUUUAUUUAGGUAGUUCGAGAGUCUCAGUCGUAUCCCGGUAAUUACUCGGGAAUGUUUUGAAUAAAGAAAACGCAAAGCCAUCUGAAUACACCUACACAUUAUUGCAAAAGACGAGAUGAUACGAACGCGUGGUUACAUUGCGAAACGGUUACCUAAGUGCAUAAAUAAGGUCUGUAUUUAAAAAAAAAAAACAGUUUAAUCCAUUUAUUUCACAUAUUGUCAUCCAGAGGAAAUGACUACGAUACUUAGACGCAGAUACAACAUUUCUCCUAAUAACUCGAACAUAGGGAACCCGUCAAAAGUAACACCUAAAUUUUUCCUUUUCUUUUGUAGCCAGGUGUAGUUCAAAUUUUUCGGUGGCAUGCAUAACUGCAGGGGAUUUUUUAUAGACCUCAGUUCUACGAAUUUAUUUUGUUUAACUUAUUAUAUUUUCCUGCUACAUCUCGUAAUAAUUCCAAAAAUUAACCAAAUUUGGUUGAGUUAAUUUGCAUCCGCCAAUUUAUUACCAAUAAAAACCUCUUGCUGUCCCAUUUAAAUUAUUUUUCUGUUUUUGUAUAACAUUUUAUUAAUAAAUUUUUUAAAAUAAUAUCAAAAAGAUUCCUUCAACAUUUUACACUUGAAAUGUGCCCAUGCAGAUUUCAUACGACAAAACGGCCGCGUUUGAAUUAAUUUGACUGCACUGACAUUUUUAAAAAUCACGAUAAUUCAAGCAGGUUUCCCUAUGUAGACCCCCAGAGAAAGACCUACGAUUAAGUAGAGAGCCUCCACACAUAGCCACACAAAUUUUUCUACACACACAUGGUAAGACACGCAACUUUACAGUCUUAGAUGGAACUGUUGCAGCAACUUGUUUUACAAAGCAAUUUUCGAUUCAUACAAAGUAAAAUUGAAUCUCUGCUGAUUAAAAGCUUCGUAUUGGAACAUAGCAAGAUAUACAAGUUAUGAUAUCACAAACUUGCUAGCGAGUGGAAAUAAUGGGAUUGCGAUUGUUCUUAAUUUAAUAUCUUUGGAUCGAAUUACAUUAAUUUUAAGUUUUCUGAAUAAAUAAGCAAAUUUACUUUUUUUCUUUGGUUUUAACAAAAUUGUUUUAAGUAUUUUUGUUGUUAAUUGCUUCUUAAAGAAAUUUGUGAGCAAGUGAUAUUUUUGCUUCCCCAAAUUUUAAUAUAAGACACUGCACAUUUUCUUUUACAGUCUGAUCAUAUUCAAUCCAGCAAAAAUAAUGUUUUUUAAUGUAGUCAAAUAAUAGCUCUUUGUUACAAAUCCAAAAAUAUUAAAUUUCUGAAAAGUUUGCAUACCCAAUAUUUCCACCUACGUUUUAAAAUAUUACACUGAAUCAACACGUUAGAAACAUUCUACUAGCAGUUAAAAAUCAAAUGCUUACCCUAAUUUAAUGGGCUAGUUAGUAAUUAACAACCAAAACAACGCGAGGGCAUUAUACCACUGGCCUAUAGUGCCUAGAGGUAUAAAAGUUUUAUUUGCUGCCUACAAAUGAUGUUAAUUGGUUGUUUCUUCUGUUUCAUUUCAAAGUUAAACACUCGUUUAUCACUCUAUGGGUGAAUAUUUCUUUAUUUACAAUGCUUAAAGGCAAUGGUAAUAAUGCUAUCACAAUUUUUUGCACCAUUAUACUAUUCGUUGUUAUGUUAAGAAUAGUUGCUGCGAUAUUUUGUUGCCUUAAUAAAAGUUAUCUAAUUUUGAGGAUAACACAGGUUGAAAUAUUAUGUUGUUUACAUUUACCACUUAUUUAGCUAUAUAACCAAUAUCCGACUAAUCUAAAACUAUAAUAUUCAUAUGUAAAGUUAUGUUUAACGGUUUCUUCAUUAUUUGAUUCACAAUUAUUUUGAUAAUCAUAGUAUAUAUAUGAAAGUGAGGAGACUGAUUGUGCAAACAACCCAGCCCACUCUUAGAUUUAGUAACCCUUAGUCCCGGAUAGUACAUUCUAUAAGGAUUUUUUGCCUGCUCGAAACAACACUAAUUUCACUUCUGCAAAUGCUAAUAGAUUCAAUGUUUUAAACAAAAAAAAUGCUUUGACCAUAUUAUGUAGUAAGUGAAGAACUACUAUCCGACGACCUAAGAAAUAAACUACCUCAGUAAUUGUAUAUUUCUAUUAAACUUGAUUUCGUUGUUCAUGUUUUACUUGGGUAUCAAUAUACAUAUAGGUUAUACUUUUCUGGUGAAUGCUAUUUGUUCAAAACAUUUUUGUAUUACUCUAGAUGAUAAGGAAAGUUUUUGUGUAGGUGUGCCAUUGUUUUUAACUGUAAUCUAAAACAAUUAAUUUGUAAUUUCAUCAAAAGCAAAUGGUAAACAUUAUCAGAUAUAGGAUUUUUUGUAACGAAAAUACAUUAUUUCAUAUCCACACCAAUUUCGCAUAGCUUAUUUACUGUAAGCUACAACCGUAUAUGUAGUUGCCAUGAUCAGCAAGUGAAACAUUUUGGAGGGGGUAAACGUUUGAAUUUUAGUCGAGAGUCAAUUAUUCCAACAAUUUCUGUCACAAUUUUUUCACAUUACCCCAAUAAUUCGAAUAUGUUUGACUUCGUAGCUAAGCCAAUUGAGAUAGAAAAUCAAAUCCUUAUUGCUAUACAUUUUGCCACAAUGUAUGUGUGCAAUAUACAGCACACCUAUUGCCUGUGGUGGCAAUACAUAAUAUUAACAACAUCCCAGAAGUUUUCUCAGGAAUAAUAGCUCAGGUUACUUACUUUUUUUAUGAUAAAGUCCAUGAAACCUUGUUUUCAAUAACGAUCGUCAUUUUGUUACACUAUCCUACUGUUACAAUAUAUUUUCGUUAUUUUUUAAACUAUAUUUGUUGGCUUAUUGCAAAAUGCGGGUAUAAAAAAACAAAAUGGUAGUUUCAAAAUGUGCUUUUUGGAAACAUUAAUAUGUACGUAAUGUCAGCUAUUGUCUAUAAUUUUCUUGUUAGAUUAGCAUAUACGGUAAACAAUGACACAAUUGAACAUUUCUUGGCAAGAUAAAAAUUACAGUUACAAAUUGUAUUCUAUUCUGGUAUAGAAAUUUUUUAAUCAAAAUUUUUUACUUCCGUUUAAAAUAAAUAGUGUUCCCUUUACCAGUUGUUUUCUUUACCUAUCUUGGCGAAGUAAAAUAUCCAGUGUUGGCAAUAGGUGUUAGGCUAGGGCGCAGGCAUGAAAUUGAUGCAUCUGGGGCAGCAAAGAUGGGAAUGAUCCUCCGCACAUGCUCCAAAUUUCACACUAACCUGCACUUUCUGCAUAAAUUGCUAUCUCCUCAUAUCCAACCCCGUUUUUCCCUUAAAAGUUUAUGGGAAUUUGUCAUAUUUUGCUAAAAUAUUAGCAAAAACGCCCAAACAGAAAACGGUCCAAUUUAAGUGGACAUGUUGAUUGUUGAGCGCCGCAUGUUGCUCAAACUUGUUUUCAAUCACUUAUAUCAUUUCUUUUAUCAAAUCAUGCUCUUAACCAAUCAGACCUUACACUGUUGGACAAUUACCACGACCACUGGCAGUUCUUCAAUUAGACAGCUUUCAAUCUAGAGCUGUUUUUUUUUGCAGUAUUUCAUAAAAUUAAGCGCCGA
Molecule: messenger RNA, 6622 nt
Organism: Cylas formicarius (sweet potato weevil)
Lineage: Eukaryota; Metazoa; Arthropoda; Insecta; Coleoptera; Brentidae
Gene: Imp
Product: insulin-like growth factor 2 mRNA-binding protein 1
Exons: 9
Coding region: 182-1777 (531 amino acids)
Biological process (GO): regulation of gene expression; nervous system development
Cellular component (GO): cytosol; nucleus; cytoplasm
Molecular function (GO): mRNA 3'-UTR binding
Source: RefSeq, a predicted model, not a curated record